Messenger RNA from Galeopterus variegatus (Sunda flying lemur), 2552 nucleotides. It is a transcript of the gene ULK3, whose product is annotated as unc-51 like kinase 3. Gene Ontology annotation, biological process: autophagosome organization; autophagy; protein autophosphorylation. Bases 260 to 1408 code for a protein of 382 amino acids. Gene Ontology annotation, molecular function: protein serine/threonine kinase activity; ATP binding. NCBI's taxonomy places the organism in Eukaryota, Metazoa, Chordata, Mammalia, Dermoptera, Cynocephalidae. The transcript has 16 exons. The record is from RefSeq and is a predicted model, not a curated record. Gene Ontology annotation, cellular component: cytoplasm; autophagosome.
CGGCUGGGCCCCCCCGCGGCUGGACGGCUUCAUCCUCACCGAGCGCCUGGGCAGCGGCACGUACGCCACGGUGUACAAGGCCUACGCCAAGAAGGACACUCGCGAGGUGGUAGCCAUAAAGUGUGUGGCCAAGAAAAGUCUGAACAAGGCAUCGGUGGAAAACCUCCUGACAGAGAUUGAGAUCCUCAAGGGUAUUCGACACCCCCACAUCGUGCAGCUGAAAGACUUCCAGUGGGACAGCGACAACAUCUACCUCAUCAUGGAGUUCUGUGCUGGGGGCGACCUGUCUCGCUUCAUCCACACCCGCAGGAUUCUGCCUGAGAAGGUCGCUCGUGUCUUCAUGCAGCAGCUGGCUAGUGCCCUGCAGUUCCUGCAUGAACGGAAUAUCUCUCACCUGGAUCUGAAGCCACAGAACAUUCUGCUGAGCUCCUUGGAGAAGCCCCACCUGAAACUGGCAGACUUUGGCUUUGCACAGCACAUGUCUCCAUGGGAUGAGAAGCACGUGCUCCGUGGCUCCCCCCUCUACAUGGCCCCUGAGAUGGUGUGUCAGCGGCAGUAUGAUGCCCGCGUAGACCUCUGGUCUGUGGGAGUCAUCUUGUAUGAAGCCCUCUUUGGGCAGCCCCCCUUUGCCUCCAGGUCGUUCUCUGAGCUGGAAGAGAAGAUCCGUAGCAACCGGGUUAUCGAGCUCCCCCUGCGGCCCCCACUAUCCAGAGACUGCCGGGAUCUGCUGCAACGGCUUCUGGAGCGGGACCCCAGCCGUCGCAUCUCCUUUCAGGAUUUCUUUGCCCACCCCUGGGUGGAUCUGGAGCACAUGCCCAGUGGGGAGAGCCUGGCACGAGCUACUGCACUGGUGGUUCAGGCUGUGACGAAGGACCAGGAGGGGGAUGCCGCGGCUGCCUUGUCCCUCUACUGCAAAGCUCUGGACUUCUUCGUGCCUGCUCUGCACUACGAAGUGGAUGCCCAGCGGAAGGAAGCAAUUAAGGCAAAGGUGGGGCAGUACGUGUCCCGGGCUGAGGAGCUCAAAGCCAUUGUCUCCUCCUCCAAUCAGGCGCUCCUGAGGCAGGGGACCUCUGCCCGAGACCUGCUCAGAGAGAUGGCCCAGAACAAGCCACGCCUUCUAGCUGCCCUGGAAGUGGCUUCUGCUGCCAUGGUCAAGGAGGAAGAAGCUGGUGCGGAGCAGGAUGCCCUGGACCUGUACCAGCACAGCCUGGGGGAGCUGCUGUUGCUGCUGGCAGCGGAGCCCCCAGGCCGCAGGCGGGAGCUGCUUCACACUGAGGUUCAAAACCUCAUGGCCCGAGCUGAAUACCUGAAGGAGCAGGUCAAGAUGAGGGAAUCUCGCUGGGAAGCCGAGAGCCUGGACAAAGAGGGGCUGUUGGAGUCUGUUCGUAGCUCUUGCACUCUGCAGUGACCCCAGAAGGAUGAUUGGACAGACCACUAGCCACCUGGAAUUGAGAGGCACACUAACCCAGGCUCACACCCAGAAUUCUGUGGCCCUCUGCAAUCCUGGGGAGCAGGCUUCCUGGACGGACAAGUCUGAGACCCCUGAUAUCCCAGGAUCCCCAGCUUGGGGGGCCUUAGAGGGUCUGACAACCCACACUGUGUGCUGCUGGGAACACCGGGCCUUGGCCCCUAGAGAAGGGGCAGCACUCUGAGGGAAGACUAUUUCUUUCAUGAGACCUUUGUCAUUUGGUGGUUGCUGGGUCCUGAGUCUGUCGAUUUGGUGGCAGCCAGCCUUCUAGGACUUUUGCACUGAGAAGAGGACAAGGGGCCCUGCCCUGUGCUCACCGUUCCUGGGAGGCCUUAUUCCAACUCACCUCCCUGCUUGCACUGGAAUGGGGGACUCCAAUACCCCUCAGGGAUCACCCACCCCAUAGAACUCCCCCCGAAUGAAAUCAGCCCCACAGAACCCCCAGUCUUCCUGGAGCUCACAUCUGCCCACUGUCUCAGUACUGUAAGAUCAUCUUUCAGGCAUGAAAAUAAUAUCCUUAGUAGGGAUGGGGCAAAUUUGAGAAACCCAUGCCUUGUUCCAGCCCUGGCCCAGGGGGCCCACAGGAGGUGUCCUCAAUCCUCAUCCCACCUGCCUCUAUUCCUCUUUAGGGAACACUCCCACUGUCCACACAGAGAGCCGUGUGCUGGAAUUUGGGCCUGGGAGGGCGAGGCCUGGGAACUACCUGACCCAUCAGGCAGGGGACCCAGCUCAGUCCAGGAUACCGGUCCUAGGUUUGACAUGGCCUCCACCCCAGUAUGUGACCCUGGGCAAGCCCCUACCGUUUCUGGGCCAGGUCUCCCCAUCUCUCCAGUGGAGCUGCUAAUACCUCCACAGCCCACAGCACGGGCUCUUAUGAGGACAAUGAAUUUAAUCUGGAGAAGAAUGUACACACCUGGAGUUAUUUAAGGGUUUCUUUUAAAAAAUCAGAGAGGGUGUUGGUGAUUUCUAACCCCUAUGCCCUUACAUGCCUCCUGGGGCAAGAGUUGCCUAUCCUCCCUGCAGGAGGCUGGCUGUAAGUAAUGUAACUCAUUGUUUCUCUAUUAAAUUAUUUUCUGUACUUGCA